Molecule: messenger RNA, 3069 nt
Organism: Nematocida ausubeli
Lineage: Eukaryota; Fungi; Microsporidia
Exons: 1
Coding region: 1-3069 (1022 amino acids)
Source: RefSeq, a predicted model, not a curated record
AUGUUUAGUAUAAUGAAGUCUAAUCUUUCGAAGAGAAAGAACCAGCUAUUAGAGAAUAAAGAAGUAGAAACAGAAGACUUAAGAACACACAAGAUAAGACAAGAGAAAAAGGAAAGAGCUAUCUGCAGAGCAAAGAUAUACAUGCUCAUUGGAGUAGCUAUAUUGUGCCAUGUGUGGGACAAAGUAUUGACAGUGGACAGGCUAAGAAAUUUCCAGAUAAAAGCUGCUGCUAUUUCUGAAGAAACAAAAGAAGGCAGCCAAGGUGGAGAGAAAUUCACAGUAGAAGAAAUAGCUAGAAAUAUUGGAUUUAUGAGUAGGAAGAGGUUUUUGUCACCCGAGAUACAGCUAGACCACUCUAUAGAAGUUCUCAAAAAAGACUCUGAAAAUAUAGAGGCGUGCAAUGAAGAUAACUCGGAUAAGCACAUUCCAAGUGAUUCUAUUAUCUACAAACAUACACGAAAAUUCAACCAGGACAGAUUACGUAAUAACCCUCUAUAUGAAGAUGGUCUACUCAAGUACAAUAAUGGAUAUUUUAACAUGCUUCUUGAGCUGUUUCCCUCGCUAGGUGGAUUUGCGUCAAUAUGUUCAGAAGAUGUUUGUUCUUUUUAUGAAUUUAUUAACAGAGCUUCUGUAGAAAAGAAUAAGCACAAAAUACUUGCCUCGCUGCUGCUUCUUGCAGAAGGAGUGAAUGUGCCACUGGAAGUUAAUAAAGGUGAAAGAACUGAUCUGGUUCUUAAGAAGGCAGAUGGAAAGGAAGAGCACUUCAGAAUUAAUAUGACUUUUAUGGCUAACAAGAAUAAAUAUAAGAAAAAACCCACAGGCGUGCAUGAAAAGGUAUUGCAGGAAAAGGCAAUUAAUGUUAUAAACUUCUUUAUAGAAAGCAGAGAAAAUCCAGUUUACAAAAAAGAGGAGCCCACUCUACAGUCACUUUUCUGUAGAAAGCUUGUGGAUAACAAGUUUUUAAACAGCCCUAGCUUCCUUAUACAAGCUUAUAUAUAUCACUACAUAGAGAAGACUGAGGAGAUGGUUUUAUUCAUUCAAACAGUGCAUGAUCUACUAAAUGAGUUUAUAGAUAAGAAAGAAGGAGUUUCAAGAGAAGUGCGCAUAGAAGAGGCUGUGAAUAAUCUUCUAAGUUUGUAUAUGGAGGAGAUAUGUGUCAAACCAGAAGAUAAAAAGCCUAAUAACAAAGCUGCAGUGCAAAAAAAGAGUGUGUGUGCCGAAUGCAAUAUACCAAAGAAAUAUAUUUCAAUUGGAAGAAGAAGAAUAGAUAUAACUCAUCUGGCAAAAAGAUCUCUGUACAAUGAUUUCAGAAACCAAGUGUUUCAUAAGCUAUGUCUCGAACCACUUGAGGAUCCUGCUUCUAAAAAAGAGAAUAUGGAUAGCAGUAUGGGCCAGACUAACUAUUGUGAGACAGCACUGUUUGGCCUAUUCUGCUCAGCUGCAUAUAGACAAAAUGAGAAUAUAUAUACAGUUCACGAUGUAAAGUCUGCCUCUAAGGAGCUAAGAGGCUUUUUCAGAAAGUACAUGAUCGCCCCCACAGACAGGGCAAUCAUAAAGAGAAUGCACCAAGACUGGGUAGAUGAUGUAGUGUUUGGAGAAAAUAACCAGGGAACACAAUAUAUGUGGAUAGAUGGAAAAACACUUAUGCCAGGAUUGAUAAAUAUACUGUAUGGAUUUUCAAAGAUAGCAGGUAUAUGUGACUUAAGUAAGAUAAAUGAGAUUAGAAGAAGGGUGGAUGAUAUGAACAUUAAUGGUUCCGUAGAUGACUCUAAUAAAAUAGAGAAAGAAAAGAAGGAAGGACUUGAGAGUAUAAUAAGCGCAUAUAUGACUGAGCUAAUUAAGAAAAUUGCGUUAGGUUAUGAUGUUAGUGUUCAGACAUCCAUUAACUCUAAAAUGUCUUUUAAAGAUGGUUGCAGUGAUGUAUUUGGGGGCCUAAAAAUAUCUUAUACUCCCAUUAAUGAACAGGACAGGGAUGAUUUCCAAACUUAUUCAUAUUGUUAUGAAUUUAAUAUAUGUCCUGAUUGUUCUAAUGAUGGUAAAGAACUGGCAUGGACAACCAAUUUUAAUGCUUUUCACUUACAAGAAAUAUCAAAAAAGCUAAAAUUAAAGAAAAAGAAGAAAGAGAAGAAGAAAGAGAAAAAGCAAGAGAAGAAGGUAGAGAAAAAGAAGGAAUUGUCUAUUAUAGAGAAAGUUGAAUUAUAUGUAGGUGAAGAAAUACAGUUAAGUAGAAAAAAGGCAGAAGAAUGUAAGAAAAACUCUAAGUUGAAUAAACAAGAGCAGCCCAAGCAUAGCUAUGCCGACUGGAGCGAGAGUAUUAACACGCUUCUGCUUGAUCCACAAAUCUAUUUGGGUAAGGAUAGAAGAACAAUUCUAUGCGGGUUAUUUCUAUUCGCAAAAGGCCAAGAUUUUGAAGAAAUCCAUCCUCUUGCAUGUUUAGCAGAGAAUAUUAUGAAAAAUUCUUGCCAUAAUUUUAAUACUACUAAAGGUGAAGUGCUUAUAAUGCAUAGCUUGGAGAUAGCAGACAAGUGCUAUCCAAAUACACCCAUAGACAUGGAUGCAUUUAAAGAACGCCCUAAUUGUUUUAUAACUGCAUUAAAACAUGUAUUAAUAUUAGCAACUGAUGCAAAAUACAUAAGCCAUAAAAAAUAUGCUGAUAUAAUCACAGACUUAAUGAUUAAAUUCCGAGAAACGUGCUUGGAAGAUAGCUACUAUUCAAGUUUGGAGUCAUUUGCUAAAGAGCUGGAUGAGGACAAAAGAAUUUUACUUAUAAAGAUUUUGACACGGAAUGGACACAAUAUUAAGCAUAUUACUAAAAUUGUUCAAUCUAUGCAGAAAAUAGAGAAAGAACAUUCAGUUGCCGAUUAUGAGAAGCAUAGUAACCAGUUCCUGCUAUGGUUUAUUUGGGCCAUAAAGGAAAGUAACCAUAAGAGUUUUUUUACUAAACUAAAAAAAUGCCAGGGAUUAAUUGACAUAGCAGAGAUAGAAAAAAUUAAUAGUGAGACAUUUUCUUCUAAAUGGGGUAUAGACAUAAAUAUACCAGAACUGCUUAAAGAGAUAAGAUACACAUGA